Messenger RNA from Strongylocentrotus purpuratus (purple sea urchin), 2145 nucleotides. RefSeq lists its product as uncharacterized. The transcript has 3 exons. Lineage: Eukaryota; Metazoa; Echinodermata; Echinoidea; Camarodonta; Strongylocentrotidae. The coding region runs from base 244 to 2076 and encodes 610 amino acids. The record is from RefSeq and is a predicted model, not a curated record.
CAUUCCACUUUUGGAAUCGAAAUCAUUUGUGAAGCAUCACAUUGCGUUCAUUACUUUCUACACGUCUAGGCGGGAAAUAAAGCUUCAAUUCUUGAGGACUUACUGUCAUGUGUAGCAGUCUGUUUCGCCUGCUUCAUAUGUGUGCAGUUAUCACUUUGUGUCUAUAGGUCUAGAAACCCGACUUUACCCCGUAAAUCCGUCGAAUUAAACUUAAGUUGGUGUUACUCAGUGACUGUAGUCGAGAUGAAGUUUCUCUCAAUUUUCAUCGUCCUCGUAGUCUGCGGCAACCACGUGACUACCGCUGCUCCAACGCCUAAAAAUGACAUAAGGCUAAGGGAUGACGUGCGUGCAGUCUUGAGGCAUAUACUACUCAAGUCUGACCAGACGACUCUUGACCAAUGGCUUGGGCUGGACAGAGACUCUGAGGAAGAUACCUCUACCACGAAGCCACUAGAACAGGAAGACGAACGGCUGACAACUCUGUUGACACUUAUAACAGAAGGGCCAGAACUUUUUGAGAUGCCGACACCAGCACCACAAAAGUUAAUCAUCCACCCUCUCUGCGUGGAACGACUGAAUAACCCCUAUCAGAUCAAGGACAUCAAUGACAUCCAGAAUCCCCGCGACGUCAUUGAGUACCUCAUCUACCAGCUCUGCCUACCCACUGUCACCGCUGAGGACGUCCUAGCAGUAUCAGACAUCGUCGAACGUCUCUCUUCGCCGGACAGGAUUCCGAUAAUAGGACUACCAAAUCCUUUUGUCCCUGAAGUCCAAACGUUGGUCCCUGAAGUCCAAACGUUGAGCAUUGACAUUGACCUGUUGCCGGGACUAGAAGCUGACACAGAUUUGGACAGCAGGCCGGUAAUAGGACUACCGAACCCCUUUGUCCCUGAAGUCCAAACGUUGAUCCCUGAAGUCCAAACGUUGGUCCCUGAAGUCCAAACGUUGAUCCCUGAAGUCCAAACGUUGGUCCCUGAAGUCCAAACGUUGGCCAUUGACAUUGACCUGUUGCAGGGAGAGGCAGUCACAGAUUCAGACCAGGAGCUUGAUGACCAAGAGAUGCCACGGACUCAGGUGAACGAUUUCAAUCCCGACAUCAAUGAUGAAAUCAAUGACGACGGCAUAACCACCAUCGCAGAUGACGAGAAGGUCACACAGCUCGAAGAAUCAGAUGACGAUAACGGAAUCCUGCGGAAUUUCCUUCUGCAGGUCGACAGGACAUUCACUACUUGGUUUCAUAUGAAAAGGCAGGACCAAGAGGAGGAUGAAGAUGAGGAGGGGGAUACGGAGGAUGUGAAUAUGUUCGAGGAACCUUUUCUGGCUCCAGAAGAGCCAGUCGUCUCUACAGCUCCGGCUUACCUGAUGACUACAUCGCUGCCUGUCACCGAAGAACCUCUUAUUAAUCCUCUCUGCAAAGAUCGACUGAAUAAUCCGAACCAGAUCGAAAACAUUGCGGACGUCCAGAAUCGCUAUGACGUCAUUGAGUACCUCAUAUAUCGCCUCUGCCUACCAAGCGCAACCUCUGAGGACGUUGAAGCAGUUGCAUCCAUCGUUGAACAGCUCUCUUGGCCAGUCGAGGUAAAACCUAAGCCUAUGUUCGAACCUGACGUCGAACCACAGCCCGUCAUCGAACCCGAAGUCCAUACGUCGAUGAUCGACAUUGACUUGUCGCAGGAAGAGGACGGUGCAGUAUUGGACCAAGAACCCGCCACGAAGCCCCUCGAUGAUCAGGAUGAAGCUAUCACUCAGGCAGCGUCACUCAAUACUGACAACGACGCCGACAACGACGAGGCCGAUGACAUCCAACUGAUGAUUGAGGACACCACCUCUGCCUUGAGUAACCUUGUUCAGUCAAGGACUGACAUAGCAGAAUCUUCGGAGAAAAUCGAGGACACCACGCAGAAGAACAUGCAGAACAACAGACCUGCUGAACAAGGGCAGAGUGGAACACCGACAUCAUCGACCUCCGCCGAAUCCGAUGAAGAUGAGGACGAAGAGAAUGAUGCUGCGCAGCCACUCGAUAUUGACGAACUAGAACUGAGGAUUCGUGAAUUCCUCGACUCAUUCCUGAACUAGGUAAUCGACAACGGUUACAGUGGUGCCACUGUCUAAAUCUAUGUUCAUGGAUGGAAUUUCAAACAUACA